Heterocephalus glaber (naked mole-rat) is the source of this 990-nucleotide messenger RNA. NCBI's taxonomy places the organism in Eukaryota, Metazoa, Chordata, Mammalia, Rodentia, Bathyergidae. The record is from RefSeq and is a predicted model, not a curated record.
UCCAGAAUGUGUUUAAACAAUUGAGAGUCACCCUGGACUUUGAGGAGAAGAGGCUCCUGAGAAAACUGAAGACAGAGGAGGAACAGAUUCUGAAUAGCCUGGUUGCAUUUGAAAAGGAGCUGACCCAGCAGACCCAGCUGGCAAGAGAGCUCAUCUCAGAUGUGGAGCAUCGGUUGCAGGGGUCAGCAAUGGAGAUGUUGCAGGAUGUGAAGGUCACCAUGGAAAGGAGUAAGUCAUUAACUCCCAAGAAACCAAAAACUUUUCCCAAGAUAAAUAGGAUGGUGCUCCAAGCUCCUGAUCUGAAAAGGAUGCUACAAAUUCAUCAAGAACAAAUGGAGGUACGACGCUACUGGGCUCAUCUGACACUGACUCCAAGCAUCAAUCCAGAUAUUGCCAUUUCUGCAAAUAGGCAAAAACUGAGAUUAAGUGAUCCAUUGCAGACAUCGAAUUCUCAAAGAGGCUCCCUGGGCUACCCAGCUGUCACAUCAGGGAAGCAUUACUGGGAAGUGGAUGUAGCUAUGGAACGUGACUGGAUCCUGGGAGUCAGUGAUGGAAAAUACCUCAACACCUCAUUUAAAUUCAAUGAUGAAAAUUAUCAACCUAAACAUGGUUACUGGGUCAUAGGGCAACAGAAUGAUGUUAAGUAUAAUGCUUUUGAGGAGUCUUACAACUCUGAUCCCUUGACCUUGGCCCUUUCCCUGACUGUUCCUCCUAAACGUGUUGGAAUUUUCCUAGACUAUGAGGCUCGUACUGUCUCAUUCUACAAUGUGACAAACCAUGGAUUUCUCAUCCAUAAAUUCUCUAGGUGUUCCUUUUCUGGUAAUGUUUUUCCAUUCUUCAGUCCUAGGAUCUGUGUAGUACCUAUGCCAUUAUGUGGGCCAAAAGCUUGAACUUUCUUCUACCCUCUCUCUCUCCUGUGUCCUGCCUCUGGCUGAAGUGUGCAUCUCCUGCCUCUGAGGUGGCCUACUGCAUUUUAACCACUUUGCCUGC